CAACACACACACACACACACACACACAGCCAAACGUAAACAUAGACACAAAGCUGGACUGCUGUGUUAACAGUAACCAUGGUAAUACAGCCAUACUGAGAGACCUGCGAAGACAAAGUAAAAAGUCUCUAGGAAGUUUAAUUAUAUCUUAAACCACGGUAAGGAAGGCAACAAAUAAAGGGCUGAGUGGGUGUGAAAUAAUGAGGCAGAAAAUAGGGAGAGAGAAAAAAAAAAUACAUCAUGUGAUGUGGGAAUAGCUGUUUGGCUUUUAUUGAAUUCAUCAGAAUUUCUUUCUUUCAUUGCAUCAAAUUCACCACUGAAAUAUUUACAAAGAGAUGCUGCGAUCAGCAUCAUACUCACUAUAAACAUCACUACUCUGUUAUGUCUUAAUCUCAUUCAAAAAAAAGUACAAAAUAAAGGUGCCUGUAAUGCCAAUAAAAAUAUAUAGGCCUAUAUUAAAACUAUAAUUUGUUAAAUAUAAAUUUAAUAAAACAAUAAAUACAUUUUCUUUUAUAAAAUGCCUAUUUUAUUUAUUUUAAAAUUAGUUUUUUAAAAAUAAUAAUUGUGUGAGUGUUCAGGUUUUGCUAUUCUUCUGAGAUUCAAGUGUGUGUGUGUGUGUGUGUGUGUGUGUGUGUGUGUGUGUGUGUGUGUGUGUGUGUGUCAGAUCUCUGUGUGUUACCGGGGAGACGCGCUUGCAGCAGGAUGCGGAGUAUCCGGUAACGCGCUCGUAGCUUUUCCAAAAGAUGCGGUUUCUCAAUAUCCCCAUGUUACCUCAUGUCUGAUUGAAAACUCUCUGUGUGCGCACUGUCCGAUUCACUGUCCUGUAAAUUUAGCGCUGUUUUAAACUUUCAUGAUUCCUCAAGGGCUUGUUUAGAGGUGCGCGUUGAUUUCAUCAUGGUUAUAGACUUUUUUACUCUUUUGUGAAGCCGCCGGACAUCUCUGGGACAAUAUGGCCAGUGAAUCAGACUCACGGGUUUAUACUGAUGAUACUGCGAGCAGUGGAACAGAAUGACACCGGUGUGGAACCAGCGACCGGGGCGAGAGCCACCGAGACCCAGAUGGGGACUGACAGAUCAAAGGAUUAAACUGCCAAAAUGCCCAAAUGCUGCCCCUCGGCAACCUCUUCCCUCUUACCUGCACAGAUCAAGACUCCGAAGGCCGCCCACAGACUUCGGACCUUCAGAAAGCCCCGUGUGUCAUUGGGAGGAAGCAGGAGUUCCCAAGGCGAGUGGCUACCAUGCCAGGCACGCAGAAUCAAGCCCAGUGCGGCCACGAAUCGUGACCGUGGUGCGACCGUGUGGAAAGGACAGCGUGCGGAAGAUCUCGCUGCUGUUAAACCGCCGUGCAGUGCAGACGUUCGAGCAGCUCAUGGCAGAUGUGUCCGAAGCGCUUGGCUUCCCCUGCUGGAACAACGCUCGAAUACGCCGCCUCUUUAGCCCUUCCGGCCGGGAGAUCCACAGCCUUGCUGACUUCUUCCGCUUUGAUCAUGCCUUCAUGGCCUUUGGAAACAGCCGACCGUCGCUUGAUGAUGUAAGUGCAGCACUGGAUGAGCUGUAUCCGGAAAACCCCGGACACUGCGAACACCUGCUGAGGGUAUGGGAGCGUAUCCUUAGGCCCAAGGCCACUAAGGCGGAUAGUGGUUUCCAUGAUGAUGAUCCUGGGGCUGAGGUGUCCUUACCUGCGGUACAUGAUCAACAGGUAAACCAACCACCUGUCAACAACCUGCAGCCUGUUGGAAGGCAAAAAGAAAAGGUGAGGAGAGAAAGGCAAAGAGAACUGUGGAGGAGGAAAGCUGACCUGCAGAAAGAAGAUGAGAAGGAGGCGAAGAAGGAGGAAAGAAAGAGAGAUGCUGUUUACUGCCGGAGCUGCCGAGGAUGCGGUCCUCCUAUACCUCCAAUCAGAAGCAGUCGAUGUUCGGACAAGCCAAAUAACCCCAGUAAUAAAAGUACUUCUUCUCAAAACAACAUGGUUUCUUUAGAAAAAGCACACUGUAGACCGCUGAAAGCCAAUGCAAAAUCUGUUCCUCAAAACGCUCUUAAUUUAGAGACGAUAACUGAGUGGGACAUUAAUAAGCAGGAAACAGUGGAGCAGAAAGACUUGCAGGGUAACAUACCACCUGAUGGUGCAGAACUAUCGUUGGAGGACAUCGAGCGCUGCUACGACAUGGGCCGCGUGGUAGGAGAUGGGAACUUUGCGGUGGUCAGGGAGUGCCGUGUGAGAGGCCUGGCCGAAACCUUCGCCAUGAAGAUUGUGGACAGCGCAAAGCUCCAGGGACGCGGUCACAUGAUCCAGAACGAGAUCGCUCUGCUGCGUAGUCUGGAACAUCCUCGGCUAAUCCAGCUGUUUCGUUCUCAUCACACGGACACACAUGUUUACCUGCUGAUGGAGCUGGUCACCGGUGGAGACCUGUUUGAUGCUAUCACUCAGAGCGGAAGGUUUACUGAGCCAAGUGCUGCAUGCAUGAUCACAGACAUCAGUCAGGCUCUGGAGUACAUCCACAACAAGAGCAUUGCACACCGAGACAUCAAACCUGAAAACCUACUGGUACAGCGGCAUGGCAAUGGAAGUUUGAAUCUGAAGUUGGCGGAUUUUGGAUUAGCCAUGGUGGUAACGGAGCCAGUGUUCACAGUUUGUGGCACACCUACAUAUGUUGCUCCAGAGAUACUUGCUGAGACAGGUUACGGUGUUGGAGUGGACGUUUGGGCGAUGGGUGUUAUACUGUUUGUGCUGCUCAGUGGGUUUCCUCCGUUCCGCAGUCCAGAUCGUAAUCAAGAGGAACUAUUCCGUCUCAUCCAGAAGGGAGAAGUCCACUUUCUGUCCCCUUACUGGGAUAAUGUGUCCGAGGGGGCUAAAGCUCUAGUCAGGGCUCUGCUGGAGAUCAACCCGAAAAGGCGUUUGACAGCUAGUCAAACCCUGCAGCAUGACUGGCUUCAACAUACAACAGCACAAAAAGACCAUAAGGGGGCGACAAAGGCCACAGCUGAGAGGCACAGCCAGCAGAAACUAAGCAGACAGUUGGAAAUUAAUAAGAGAGAUUCUCACAAACCAGAGAUGCUGGCAGAAAAAUUUCAUGCUGCACAAAUUCACGAGAACAUACUGAACAAUAACUAUGAACUAGAUAUUAACGCACAUGCCAGAGACCAGCAGAUUGAAGAGAUUCAUAACGUGAUAAGCAACCAACAAACUUCAUCCCAUGCUGAAGACACCACAACAAAUACGCAAAAUACCACAGAUCAGCAUGUACCUGAGAAACCAGCACAGCAAGAAGACACGGACACAAAACAAGAGUUACCUGCUGACUAAUGAGUUAGUGAAGGCUGAAGAAGCCAGCAUAAACAAGAAGAAACCAAUGAUAUAUGACAAGACCAAAAGAGUCAGGACAACACAGGCAAAAAAGAGGGGCAGUACAACUGACUGAGGCAAAAUUGAACACUAUGAUACAAUGUAGAACCUACACAUAUACUCUAAGCACUGAUACUGACUGAUUUUGCACUGAUUUUAACAUUCCUGUACUCAUUUUUGAUGGUUAUAUGAGUGCACUCUUCUUUCUAGCUUAAGGUAUAAUCAAUAUUUAAUAAACAAAUACGAAUUCAGUGUAAAUUCCGUGCGAGCCUACAGGUCACUAAAUGAAAUGACCCAGGACACUGAAAUAACUAUUAUUAUUAUUAUUAUGGGAUUAUUUACUGACUAGAGGAACAAGGGCCAUUUAUGUUGUAUUAUAUAAUGUUGUUUUUUUAGCUUCUAAUUAUAUAUUUUCUUCUUUAUCUGUAUUUAAAAAGAAAGACUGCAAAAAGACACAUUGGUAACACUUUAUUUUAAGGUGACGUAGUUAAACGUUACUACAUGUAGUAAUAACAGUAAAUUAAUUAUGCAUAAUUACAAGUAACAAACCAUAACCAUACAUGUAGUUUACAAGAUGUAAUAUAAGUCUCUGGUGUCUCCAGAAUGUGUCUGUGAAAUUUCCACUCAA
Messenger RNA from Megalobrama amblycephala (Wuchang bream), 3969 nucleotides. It is a transcript of the gene dclk3, whose product is annotated as doublecortin-like kinase 3. Lineage: Eukaryota; Metazoa; Chordata; Actinopteri; Cypriniformes; Xenocyprididae. The coding region runs from base 1008 to 3302 and encodes 764 amino acids. The transcript has 5 exons. The record is from RefSeq and is a predicted model, not a curated record. Gene Ontology annotation, molecular function: protein kinase activity; ATP binding. Gene Ontology annotation, biological process: intracellular signal transduction; protein phosphorylation.